Messenger RNA from Penicillium subrubescens, 468 nucleotides. Its product is annotated as purine and uridine phosphorylase. The coding region runs from base 1 to 468 and encodes 155 amino acids. The record is from RefSeq and is a predicted model, not a curated record. Gene Ontology annotation, molecular function: catalytic activity. Gene Ontology annotation, biological process: nucleoside metabolic process. NCBI's taxonomy places the organism in Eukaryota, Fungi, Ascomycota, Eurotiomycetes, Eurotiales, Aspergillaceae. The transcript has 2 exons.
AUGUGCUUGCCCAAGACCGAGCUGGUGGCAGCGACAGUCAUGCUCGAUAAAGAGCACCCGAUUUUUCCGGCAGUCGACCCAAAGGACAAAAAUUCAUACAUCCUUGGCGAGAUCGGUACUCACAAGAUUGUCAUCGCAUGUCUGCCAUCUCAAGCAACAGGCAAGGUUUCAGCGGCCACCGUUGCUAACGACAUGCUCCGCAGUUUUCCAUCCCCGGACCGGUUGUUCAAAUCAAAUGUUGUUCAUGUGGACAAAAAGAAGUCGUGCAAAAUAUGUUGUGGACCGGACAACGUCAAUCUUGUCAAGCGAAAUCUACGCAAUGGAGCCGAUCCUCAUAUUCAUAACGGGACCAUUGGCUCUGCGGACGACGUGAUGAGGGACGCCAUCUUGCCGGAUAAGUGGGCCCGCGAGGGAAAUAUUAUUUGUUUUGAGAUGGAGGCUGCAGGUCAUUUUGGCACACUACGCUAG